GACCUUUCUACGAGAAAAGUCCUCGCAUCCACAACGCGCGCCUCGGAACUCGUUCUUCUAGAAGCAUCCAUCACCCCCCACUUCCGUUUCCACUUCUCCGGAAAUGCACUUCCCCCUCCCCUUCUCCCUCCUCCUCCUCCUCCUCCUCUUCCUCUGUUCCUCCUCCGCCUCCGCUCUCUACGCCCCCUCUUCCCCCGUCGUCCAACUCACCCCCUCCAACUUCAAAUCCAAGGUUCUGAACGCGGAUGGGGUCGUGCUCGUGGAGUUCUUCGCGCCCUGGUGCGGCCACUGCAAAGCCCUAACCCCCGCGUGGGAGAGGACCGCUUCCGUGUUGAAGGGCGUUGCCACUGUCGCCGCUCUCGAUGCCGAUGCGCACAAAUCUCUUGCUCAGGAAUAUGGAAUUAAAGGAUUUCCUACUAUAAAAGUAUUCUCACCUGGUAAACCUCCAGUUGAUUACCAAGGAGCCAGGGAUGUAAAGCCUAUCGUCGAAUUUGCUCUACAGCAGGUCAAGGCACUUCUUAAGGAACGGUUAAAUGGCAAGACUUCUGGAGGUUCAAGUGAGAAAUCUGACACAAGUGCUUCAGUCGAACUAAAUUCUCAUAAUUUUGAUGAAGUUGUCCUCAAAAGCAAGGACCUAUGGAUUGUGGAGUUCUUUGCACCUUGGUGUGGGCAUUGCAAAAAGUUGGCACCGGAGUGGAAAAGAGCUGCAAAUAAUUUGAAAGGGAAGGUGAAACUCGGCCAUGUUGAUUGUGAUGCUGAAAAGUCUUUGAUGAGCAGGUUCAACGUACAAGGAUUCCCUACCAUUUUGGUAUUUGGUGCUGACAAGGGCAGCCCGUAUCCAUAUGAGGGGGCUAGAACUGCUGCAGCUAUUGAGUCGUUUGCACUUGAGCAGCUCGAAACUAAUGUUGCUACACCUGAAGUGCAUGAGUUGACUGGCCCAGAUGUUAUGGAAGAGAAGUGUGCUUCUGCUGCAAUAUGCUUUGUAGCUUUCCUCCCUGACAUUUUGGAUUCGAAGGCCGAAGGACGAAAUAAGUAUCUCCAGCUUCUACUAUCAGUUGCUGAGAAAUUCAAGAGGAGUCCAUACAGCUUUGUGUGGGCAGCUGCUGGCAAACAGGCAGACCUUGAGAACCAGGUUGGAGUUGGUGGUUAUGGUUACCCUGCUCUCGUCGCUCUUAACGUGAAAAAAGGCGCAUUUGCUCCGCUCAAGAGUGCAUUUCAAUAUGACCAAAUAAUUGAGUUUGUAAAGGAAGCAGGGCGUGGUGGAAAGGGAAAUCUUCCUCUGGAGCGAGCCCCCACGGUUGUACAGACGGAACCAUGGGACGGAAAGGACGGAGAGAUCAUAGAAGAGGAUGAGUUCUCGCUCGAAGAGCUCUUGGGAGAUCAUUCUGCGAGCAAUGAUGAAUUGUAGACCACAAGAUUAGCAGUAGUGCGAGAUUCUGAGAUUGUGCGAUUGAGUUAUGGUAGCAAAUUUUACAUUAACGAACUGUUCCUUGUUUACAUGUUUAGAAAACUGUUUUAUCUCUCAGUUGACAGCUGACACAACAAAUUUGUGUUCAGCGAGUGUCUUGCAGUAGAAGACGGAAUCUUUUAGUGGUGAAUGAUAGAAUAGGAGUGCACAGAAACAGUGAAGCUCAGAGCUUGAAUGGUGCUUCAUUGUUGAUUCCGUGUGUGAUGGUCGUGAAAUAUUUGCUUCUCUUUGAAUGAUGAUGGAUUGACUGAGGCUUAGUUUGGUA
Molecule: messenger RNA, 1733 nt
Organism: Ananas comosus (pineapple)
Lineage: Eukaryota; Viridiplantae; Streptophyta; Magnoliopsida; Poales; Bromeliaceae
Product: protein disulfide isomerase-like 2-3
Exons: 9
Coding region: 104-1408 (434 amino acids)
Biological process (GO): response to endoplasmic reticulum stress
Cellular component (GO): endoplasmic reticulum lumen
Molecular function (GO): protein-disulfide reductase activity; protein disulfide isomerase activity
Source: RefSeq, a predicted model, not a curated record